AUGCGCGACAGUAAAGUGUUAAUACCUAAGAAAUUACGAAACAGAAUUUUGGAAGAGUUGCACGAAGGGCACCUAGGUAUUGUUAAAAUGAAUUCUGUAGCGAGAAGGUACUGUUGGUGGCCGGGCAUCGACAGUAACCUCAAGAGGUUAGCUAAAGAUUGCAAGAACUGUAAUUUAGUCCGGGCUGACCCACCAAAAAUACAGGCACAAACGUGGCCACCAGCAGAACGGGUAUUCCAAAGGAUACAUAUAAAUUAUGCAGGACCCUUUAGGGGUCAUUAUUUCUUUGUCCUGGUGGACGCGUAUUCCAAAUGGCCAGAAUUGUUCAUUACAAACGAUCUAACAAGUAGCACUACAAUUGACAAAUGUAGACAAGUUUUUGCAACCUUUGGAAUACCCGAAACGAUAGUGUCGAACAACGGCAGACAUUUCACAUCACACGAAUUCAGAGAAUUUCUUAAAUCUAACGGCAUUGUACAUAAAACUAUAACACCUUUUCAUCCGGCGACAAACGGACUGGCCGAGAGAUGGGUGCAGACCUUUAAACAGAUGCUAAAUAAAAAAUUGCAGGGUACACCAGUAACUAAGAAAGAAUUACAGGUAGCAGUGUAUCAAAUUCUACUGCACUACAGAAACACGCCCCACCAGUCGACAGGCAAGUCGCCGGCUGAAAGGAUAUUCAAUCGCAGACUGCGCACGCGUCUCGAUUUAUUACGGCCGAAAGAAAACACUGUACGCGGGAACAACAUUAAUAAGAAACAGGAAACUGUACGAGAAUUGCAACUAGGCGAUAGGGUAGAAUGUCGAAAUUACUACGGAAAAGAAAAAUGGGCCCUUGGUCGUGUAAAGCAAAAACUCGGACAUGUACACUACAUAAUUCGUUUAGAUAACGGUAAAGAUUGGAAACGACGCAUCAACCAAAUUCAAAAAGUAGGAAAUGUACCGAUACAGGAAAAUAAUGCAAGCGACAUAUUAGAUUACGGAACGCCAAACGAUACAACUGUUAACGUACCUGCCGUAGCCACCGACGAAGCCGAUAAUAGAGUAAACGUAGAACAGCGUGAAGCCACAGCGGAAUUAGACGUGGAAAAUACACCGCGUAGAUCAUCGCGAAAUCGAAAAUACCCGAUGCGAUAUGGACAGCCGAUUCCAUGGUAG
Molecule: messenger RNA, 1158 nt
Organism: Osmia bicornis bicornis
Lineage: Eukaryota; Metazoa; Arthropoda; Insecta; Hymenoptera; Megachilidae
Exons: 1
Coding region: 1-1158 (385 amino acids)
Biological process (GO): DNA integration
Molecular function (GO): nucleic acid binding
Source: RefSeq, a predicted model, not a curated record